AUGGAUUCAGAAGCUUCUUGUUUCAGAAUCUUAAUGUUUCCAUGGUUAGCUCAUGGACACAUAUUCCCAUAUCUCGAGCUCGCCAGAAGAAUCUCGAAGAAGAACAACAACAACUUCCACAUACACUUGUGUUCAACCGCCGUUAAUUUCAAUUCAAUCAACUCCUUCAUCGAAAAGAACUCACUACAAAACUCCAUCGAAACAGUAGAGAUCCAUCUACAUUCUGAUCUUCCUCCGCACUACCACACGACCAAGAAUCUCCCGACAAAUCUCAACUUCACCCUAAUCAAAGCCUUUCAGACAGCAAAAUCCAGCUUCUCGGACAUCGUCACCACUCUGAAACCUGAUUUGGUCAUUUACGACAUCUUCCAACCGUGGGCCGCCGGAAUUGCUUCGUCGCGAGGAAUCCCGGCCGUUCAUUUCGCCGCUCUCGGAGCGGCAAAGAUGACGUUUUUCCACCGUCAAGCUACCGCUUGCUCGGACGGUGGUGAUUUUCCUUUCCCGGCAAUAUAUAUUCGGCCCCAUGAGAAGAAACGUAUGGAUGGUGUGUUUGAUUUCAUGCGUACGCAUGUUUUCGACGACGACGGAGAUGUUUUUUUCGUGAACUACAAACUAUCUUCCGAGGUUGUUCUGCUAAAGACCGGUAGAGCGUUGGAAGGGAAGUACGUCGACUACGUUUCCACCACGUGCGGGAGAAAACUACUACCUGUCGGCCCACUCGUCACAGAUGUUUGUGAAAAUGCCGAAGAGAGCAACUCGGAUGUAAUGAAAUGGCUUAGCAAGAAAGAGCACCAUUCGACCGUGUACAUCUCUUUCGGCAGCGAGUGCUUCUUGUCCGAAGAAGAGAUUAAUGAAAUAGCAAAAGGGCUCGAGCUCUGCGAUGAACGAGUUAACUUUAUAUGGGUCGUCAGAUUUCCGGUCGAGGACAAGACAAUCACUAUAGAAGAGGCACUUCCUUUGGGAUUUCUCGACAGGGUGAAAGACAGAGGAAUAGUUGUGUCUGAAUGGGCCCCACAGGCUAAUAUAUUAGCACAUCCGAGUACGGGCGCAUUCGUAAGCCACUGCGGGUGGAGUUCUUUAACCGAGAGUAUAUAUUAUGGAGUUCCGGUUAUAGCUAUGCCGAUGAAACUCGCCAUGUUUGUGGAUGCUCGGAUGUUAGAAGAGGCCGGUGCUUGUGUGGAGGUUUCGAGAGAGGGAGACGAAGCGUUUAAGGGAGAAGAUGUAGCGAAUGCGAUACGUAAUGUGAUUGUGGAAGAGAGUAUUGGAGAAGGGUUGAGGCUUCGAGCUCGAGAAUUGGGUGGGAAGAUGAGAAUCGAAGAGGAACAAUUGAUCGAUGACGUGGCGGAGCAUCUUCGGUAA
Molecule: messenger RNA, 1359 nt
Organism: Erythranthe guttata (spotted monkey flower)
Lineage: Eukaryota; Viridiplantae; Streptophyta; Magnoliopsida; Lamiales; Phrymaceae
Product: beta-D-glucosyl crocetin beta-1,6-glucosyltransferase
Molecular function (GO): UDP-glycosyltransferase activity
Source: RefSeq, a predicted model, not a curated record